Messenger RNA from Cyphellophora attinorum, 714 nucleotides. Its product is annotated as Lactoylglutathione lyase. The transcript has 2 exons. Bases 1 to 714 code for a protein of 237 amino acids. NCBI's taxonomy places the organism in Eukaryota, Fungi, Ascomycota, Eurotiomycetes, Chaetothyriales, Cyphellophoraceae. The record is from RefSeq and is a predicted model, not a curated record.
AUGUCUACCACCGACACCAACGAUGAGCUAUCCGUGGCUCACCACCCCUUCCGCACCACUUACCCACCAGGCCAGUUCACCCCCGCCGGCCUCCCACCCUACCCACCACCUCCAAACAAGCACACCACCGGCUUCAAACUAAACCACAUGAUGAUGCGGAUCCGUGACCCCCAGGACUCACUGCACUUCUACGUCACCCUCAUGGGGAUGCGCAGCGUCUUCACCAUGAACACGGGACCUUACACCAUUUACUAUCUUGGCUACCCGUCCGAGAGCUCAAGACAGGACGGGAAGAGCAUGAUGUCACACACGUUGGGUCUGCUGGAGCUCUACCACGUGCACGGCUCCGAGCGCCAGCCUAAAGGCUACUACAACUCCGGCAACGACCCAGCUCGGGGCUUGGGAUUCUCGCAUUUGGGCUUCACGGUGCCAGACGUGCGCUCGACGCUAAAGUACCUCCGUGCGAACAACGUGGAGGUCAUCAAGGACGUAGGACCAGGGACUAGUACGAGGCGUACGGUACCGAUUUCGGAGGCGGAGGAGAAGUUGGGUGUUGGGGUGGGUGACUAUGAGGGAGAGGUUGUGGAGGAGAGAGGGAAGAUAGUGGAGUUGAGGGAGGAGUAUACAAAGGUAUUUGAUGAGAUUGCGUUUGUGAGCGAUCCGGAUGGGUAUACGGUUGAGUUGGUGCCACAGGGGGUUGAUCCGUUGGCGUAG